This is a messenger RNA of Castor canadensis (American beaver), 3370 nucleotides long. NCBI's taxonomy places the organism in Eukaryota, Metazoa, Chordata, Mammalia, Rodentia, Castoridae. The record is from RefSeq and is a predicted model, not a curated record.
CUGAAGGAUUGUCAUUUUUACAUAGCAGUGUCAAAAUGGUUCAUGGAAAUAUUACUCCUGAAAAUAUAAUUUUGAAUAAAAGCGGAGCCUGGAAAAUAAUGGGCUUUGAUUUUAGUGUGUCAUCAGCCAAUCCUUCUGAACAAGAGCCUAAGUUUCCUUGUAAAGAGUGGGACCCAAAUUUACCAUCAUUAUGUCUUCCAAAUCCUGAAUAUUUGGCUCCUGAAUAUAUACUUUCUGUGAGCUGUGAAACGGCCAGUGAUAUGUAUUCUUUAGGAACUGUUAUAUAUGCUGUAUUCAAUAAAGGGAAACCUAUAUUUGAAGUCAACAAGCAAGAUAUUUAUAAGAGUUUCAGUAGGCAGUUGGAUCAGUUGAGUCGUUUAGGAUCUAGUUCACUUACAAAUAUACCUGAGGAAGUCCGUGAACAUGUGAAACUGCUGUUAAAUGUAACUCCAACUGUAAGACCUGAUGCAGAUCAAAUGACAAAGAUUCCUUUCUUUGAUGAUGUUGGUGCAGUAACACUUCAGUAUUUUGAUACUUUGUUCCAAAGAGAUAAUCUUCAGAAAUCACAGUUUUUCAAAGGACUGCCAAAGGUUCUACCAAAACUGCCCAAGCGUGUCAUCGUGCAGAGAAUUUUGCCUUGUUUGACUUCAGAAUUUGUAAACCCUGAUAUGGUACCUUUUGUUUUGCCCAACGUUUUACUGAUUGCUGAAGAAUGCACCAAAGAAGAAUAUGUCAAAUUAAUUCUACCUGAACUUGGUCCUGUUAAACAGCAGGAGCCAAUCCAGAUUUUGUUAAUUUUUCUACAAAAAAUGGAUUUGCUACUAACCAAAACCCCUCCUGAUGAGAUAAAGAAUAGUGUCCUGCCAAUGGUUUACAGAGCACUAGAAGCUCCUUCCAUUCAGAUCCAGGAGCUCUGUCUAAACAUCAUUCCAACCUUUGCAAAUCUUAUAGACUACCCAUCCAUGAAAAAUUCUUUGAUACCAAGAAUUAAAAAUGCCUGUCUGCAAACGUCUUCCCUUGCUGUUCGUGUGAAUUCAUUAGUGUGUUUGGGAAAGAUUUUGGAAUACUUGGAUAAGUGGUUUGUACUUGAUGAUAUCCUACCCUUCUUACAACAAAUUCCAUCCAAGGAACCUGCAGUCCUCAUGGGAAUUUUAGGUAUUUACAAAUGUACUUUUACCCAUAAGAAGUUGGGGAUCACCAAAGAGCAACUGGCUGGAAAAGUUCUGCCUCACCUCAUUCCCUUGAGUAUUGAAAACAAUCUUAAUCUCAAUCAGUUCAAUUCUUUCAUUUCCGUCAUAAAAGAAAUGCUUAACAGAUUGGAGUCCGAACAUAAGACUAAACUGGAGCAACUUCAUAUAAUGCAAGAACAGCAGAAAACUUUGGACAUAGGAAAUCAAAUGAAUACCUCUGAGGAGACAAAAGUUACACACACUGGGAAUCAGCAUAUUGACAAGGUUUUUAACAACAUUGGAGCAGACCUUCUGACUGGUGGUGAAUCAGAAAAUAAGGAAGAUGGGUUACAGAAUAAACAUAAAAGAGCCUCACUUACACUUGAAGAAAAACAAAAAUUAGCAAAAGAACAGGAGCAGGCACAGAAGUUAAAAAGCCAACCGCCUCUUAAACCCCAAAUACACACACCCAUUGCUCCAGCCAAACAGGCAAAGGACUUGACAGACACAUUGAUGGAUAAUAUGUCAUCUUUGACGAGUCUUUCUGUUAGUACUCCUAAGAUUUCUGCUUCAAGUACCUUCACUUCUGUUCCUUCCACGGGACUUGGCGUGAUGUUUUCUACACCAAUUGAUAAUACAAAGAGAAAUUUGACAAAUGGCCUCAAUGGCAACAUGGGCUUUCAGACUUCAGGAUUCAACAUGCCAGUUAAUACAAACCAGAACUUCUUCAGUAGUCCCAGCACACCUGGAGUGACCAAAAUGACUUUGGGAGGACCUCCCACUCUGCCAAACUUUAGUCCUCUGAGUGUUCCUCCUGCUGGUGUGAAGCAGACCCCACAAAGACCCACAGAUAUGUCUGCCCUUAAUAAUCUCUUUGGUCCUCAGAAACCCAAAGUUAGCAUGAACCAACUAUCACAACAGAAACCAAAUCAGUGGCUUAAUCAGUUUGUACCUCCUCAAGGCUCUCCAGGUAUGGGCAGCUCGGUAAUGGGAACCCAGGUGAAUGUGAUGGGACAAUCUGCCUUUGGCAUGCAGGGUAAUCCUUUCUUUAACCCACAGAACUUUGCACAGCCACCAACUACUAUGACCAGUAGCAGUUCAGCUAGCAAUGAUUUAAAAGAUCUUUUUGGGUGAGGUGUCUUGGUCCUAUUUUUGAAGGUUUGCCUCAGAUUUAAUCAUGGUAAGCUGAUUUACAUCUUUGUAUAGUUGGCUUGAAGAAACGACUUACGGAAAAGUCAAUGGCUGUGUGUCAGAAUUCUAACACCUAUUUCCAGGCUAGCCAGCACAUAGUAGUUAUUUGGACUCCUAACCAGUUGAGUUUUUUAAAGCACUGAGAAUUUUUUUCCUCUUCCAAACUGCUCUUCAGGUUUUUAAAGACCCAGACCAUACCAAUCUCAAAGAGAAAAAGGACAACUGAAUUAUCUUGAAUAGCAAAAUUUUUAAAUCAAAUGUUUAUUUUAGCUUGUAAAUCUUGGUGUUACUAAAAACAUUGAGUUGAUGGUAACUGCAAAGCUCACCUAUUACGUACCUUGUGGUGCACAGUCUAUCUUUAUAAGUCACUCGUCUUCAUUUUAAUAUGUGAAAAUCUUGAUGCUGUAUUGGUUUGUUUGCAUUUCGUAUGACUGAGUGAGAAUGGUAAGCAUAAUAAGAGGAUCGGGUCACUUCUUCCAGUCUUUUCAGACAAUUAAUGUUUAGUACAAAAGGCUGAGUAAACACUGUAAAACUUAACUUACCUUGAUUUCAUUGGUUUAAAAUGCAUUCUUAAUCAUCUUAAGUGCAAACUAAUUGUUGUAAAUUAUAUUUUAGCAUGAUCUGCCUCAAAUAGCAAUGUAUUUUUCUGCCUUUACUUGGAUAUAUUUAGAAUCACUUUUUUUCCUUCUGUAUUACAGAAGAGGUACUGAUUUGUACAGAUAUUUGACAAAGUACUCUGAUGUGAUUUCCCUAUUAUCUUCAUAUUUCAUUUUGAAUUCAAACUUCCAAGGUUGCAGCAUAUAUGAAUUACAUUUUCAAAAGGAGAUUUGUAAAAAUCAAACUAUAUUUAAUGAGUAAACUUUUGAGAUUUCUGCUGUAUUGUUUCAAAUGUAAUAAACUUCUCUAAAAAUGAGCAGUUGUAUCUUCUGGCUACCCACAGAUUAAUUUUCAUAUUGCAAUGACAGUCUGACCUCACCAAUUACUGCUACUAAGGUUUUAAUUCUUUCUUU